AUGGAGCGUUUAGGGGAGAAAGCCAGUCGCCUGCUGGAGAAGUUAAGACUCUCGGACUCCGGCAGCGCGAAGUUCGGCCGCAGAAAGGGUGAAUCUAGCCGGUCUGGGUCUGAUGGGACCCCCGGGCCGGGCAAGGGGCGCCUGAGUGGGCUGGGGGGACCAAGGAAAUCAGGGCCCCGUGGAGCUGCUGGGGGACCUGGGGAUGAGCCGUUGGAGCCAGCCCGGGAGCAAGGCCCCUUGGACGCUGAGCGGAACCCGCGCGGCUCCUUUGAGGUGCCGCGCUACGAAGGCUCCUUUCCGGGGGGACCACCUCCCUCCCGGGCCUUGCCUCUACCUCAGUCGUUGCCCCCCGACUUUCGGCUGGAGACCACGGCCCCAGCCCUAAGCCCCCGCUCCAGUUUCGCCAGUAGCUCAGCCAGCGACGCGAGCAAGCCGUCCAGUCCCCGGGGCAGUCUGCUGCUGGACGGGGCGGGGGCUGGUGGAGCCGGAGGUAGCCGACCCUGCAGCAACCGUACCAGCGGCAUCAGCAUGGGCUACGACCAGCGCCACGGCAGCCCCCUGCCUGCCGGGCCAUGCCUGUUUGGCCCACCCCUGGCCGGGGUUCCGGCGGGCUAUUCCUCUGGAGGGGUGCCGUCCGCCUACCCCGAGCUCCACGCUGCCCUGGACCGACUGUGCGCUCAUCGGCCCGCGGGGUUCGGCUGCCAGGAAAGUCGCCACUCGUAUCCCCCGGCCCUGGGCAGCCCGGGAGCUCUAGCCGGGGCCGGAGUGGGAGCGACAGGGCCCUUGGAGAGAAGAGGGGCGCAACCCGGACGACACUCGGUGACUGGCUACGGGGACUGCGCCGCGGGCGCCCGAUACCAGGAUGAACUAACAGCGUUGCUGCGCCUGACGGUGGGCACAGGUGGGCGAGAAGCCGGCGUCCGCGGAGAAUCCGCGGGGAUUGAGACGUCGGGUCUCGAGGAGCCGCCGGGUGCGUUUGUUCCAGAGGCCGCCCGGGCCCGGAUACGGGAGCCAGAGUCCAGAGAGGACUACUUUGGCACGUGUAUCAAGUGCAACAAAGGCAUCUACGGGCAGAGCAACGCCUGUCAGGCUUUGGACAGCCUCUAUCACACCCAGUGCUUUGUCUGCUGCUCCUGUGGGCGGACUCUGCGCUGCAAGGCUUUCUACAGCGUCAAUGGUUCUGUGUACUGUGAGGAAGACUAUCUGUUUUCAGGGUUUCAGGAGGCAGCUGAGAAAUGCUGUGUCUGUGGUCACUUGAUUUUGGAGAAGAUCCUCCAGGCAAUGGGCAAGUCCUAUCACCCCGGCUGCUUUCGAUGCAUCGUUUGCAACAAAUGCCUGGACGGCAUCCCCUUUACCGUGGACUUCUCCAACCAGGUGUACUGUGUCACCGACUACCACAAAAGCUACGCUCCUAAGUGCGCAGCCUGUGGCCAGCCCAUCCUCCCCUCAGAGGGCUGUGAGGACAUCGUGAGGGUGAUAUCCAUGGACCGAGAUUAUCACUUUGAAUGCUACCACUGCGAGGACUGCCGGAUGCAGCUGAGUGAUGAGGAAGGCUGCUGCUGCUUCCCUCUAGAUGGGCACUUGCUCUGCCACGGCUGUCACAUGCAGAGGCUCAGUGCCCGGCAGCCCCCUGCCAAUUAUAUCUGA
This is a messenger RNA of Rangifer tarandus platyrhynchus (Svalbard reindeer), 1647 nucleotides long. The record is from the annotation of a GenBank genome assembly. Lineage: Eukaryota; Metazoa; Chordata; Mammalia; Artiodactyla; Cervidae.